Aspergillus nidulans FGSC A4 is the source of this 2235-nucleotide messenger RNA. Its product is annotated as mismatch repair ATPase MLH1. Gene Ontology annotation, molecular function: ATP hydrolysis activity; ATP-dependent DNA damage sensor activity; mismatched DNA binding. The transcript has 4 exons. Gene Ontology annotation, biological process: mismatch repair; meiosis I cell cycle process. The record is from RefSeq and is a predicted model, not a curated record. Lineage: Eukaryota; Fungi; Ascomycota; Eurotiomycetes; Eurotiales; Aspergillaceae. Gene Ontology annotation, cellular component: mismatch repair complex; nucleus. The coding region runs from base 1 to 2235 and encodes 744 amino acids.
AUGGAGCCUGGAAUGGACAUCGACGUCCCCGAGGCUCGGGGCACGAAACGGCCCAUUGAUGAUACUGAGGGUCCUCGUAAACCCAGAAAGAUCAGAGCGUUAGACCCAGAUGUCGUGAACAAAAUUGCGGCAGGGGAAAUCAUUGUUGCCCCGAUGCAUGCACUUAAAGAGUUGAUAGAGAACGCAGUCGAUGCCGGAUCGACUUCGAUUGAGAUUCUUGUGAAGGAAGGGGGUCUCAAACUGCUUCAAAUUACAGAUAAUGGUCACGGGAUUGAUCGCGAUGACCUUCCCAUUCUCUGCGAGAGGUUCACUACUUCGAAGCUAAAGGAAUUUGAGGACCUUUCGUCAAUAGCCACAUAUGGGUUUCGUGGCGAAGCUCUGGCUAGUAUCAGCCAUAUCGCCCAUCUCACUGUCACCACGAAGACGGCUGACUCAAGCUGUGCUUGGAGAGCUCAUUAUGCCGAUGGAAAGCUGGUCCCUCCCAAACCAGGGCAGAGCGCAGCUCCUAAGGCCACUGCGGGGCGUGGAGGGACGCAGAUCACAGUCGAAGAUCUGUUCUAUAAUGUGCCUACCAGACGCAGAGCAUUUCGUUCAGCCAGCGAAGAGUACGCCAAGAUCCUUGAUGUAGUCGGCCGCUACGCUGUACAUUGCUCUGGUGUUGCUUUUUCAUGCCGUAAACAUGGUGACGCUGGCGUCAGCAUCUCUACGGCGGUUGCUCUCAACACCAUUGACCGAAUCCGCCAAAUCCAUGGAAGUGCAGUGGCCAACGAGCUGGUUGAGUUCAGCGUCAAGGACGAAAAGUUAGGCUUCACGUCAUCUGGACUCGUCACAAAUGCAAACUACCAUGUCAAACGAACCACCAUCCUACUCUUCAUAAAUCACCGCUCGGUUGAGUCCACCGCUAUUAAGCGAGCCGUCGAGCAGACAUACGCCAGCUUCCUACCUAAAGGCGGCCACCCUUUUGUCUACAUCGACCUCGAGAUUGAGCCACAUCGGCUAGACGUAAACGUGCAUCCCACAAAACGAGAGGUCAACUUCCUUAACGAAGACGAAAUCAUCGACAACAUCUGCGCCGAAAUCAGAUCCAAGCUCUCUCAAGUUGACUCCAGCCGGACAUUCCUAACCCAGACACUCCUGCCCUCUAUCCAGACCCCCAAACGGUCAAGCCAAGUCCAAGACGCUGAUGCAGCCCCUAAAACACCCGCCCCGACCAAAAAGCCGUACGAAAACAGCCUCGUCCGCACAGACUCCCGUGUCCGCAAAAUAACCUCCAUGCUCUCCCCUGCAACCAGUCAACCCCCAUCCGCAACGCUCAACCUCGAGGGCCAACUGGAAAAUACUCAAACCGUUCUUGACGACGGACUCAUCUAUACAACAACCGACCGCGAACCGCUCAAAAUAGCCCUAACUUCCGUAAAAAACCUCCGUGCGGCCGUGCGGUCCUCAAUGCACCAGUCUCUCACCGAAACCAUUGCUUCACACACAUAUGUUGGCCUCGUCGACGUAAACCGCCGCAUCGCAGCCGUGCAAGCCGGCGUCAAACUCUAUCUUAUCGACUACGGCAUGUUCUGCGCCGAGUUCUUCUACCAGCUUGGUCUCACUGAUUUCGGCAACUUCGGGACGAUCCAGCUAGAACCGCCGCCUAAAUUAAUAGAUCUGCUACAUAUAGCAGCGGAGUCCGAGCUGCAGCAAGCUAGCGAGGAUUAUGAAGAGAAAAGGGAGAUAUUUUCGGCCGCCCCAGAGCUCGUAGCGAAAACGCUCAUUGAUAGGAGGGAAAUGCUCUCCGAGUAUUUCUCUAUCCAAAUCUCAGACGACGGAUACCUGCUUACUAUCCCCUUAUUGCUGAAGGGCUAUGUCCCUUGCCUAGGUAAACUACCGCGGUUUCUGCUUCGUCUCGGUCCGUACGUCGACUGGACAAGCGAGGAAGAAUGUUUCCGCACGUUUUUGGCUGAGCUCGCGGCAUUCUAUACACCCGAGCAGCUGCCUAGAAUGCCGCCAUCAGAAGAAUUGAGAGCCGAGUCUAGAGCUUCACAGGGGCACUCGGACGCUGGUGACGCAGACGCCGAUGCAGAGAAUGAGUUCGUUAGCAAGCGCAGGGUGCAGCUAGCGAGCGCGUUAGAACAUGUGAUCUUCCCCGCGUUGAGGGCGCGAUUGGUUGCUACGACGAAGUUAUUGAGGGGUGCUGUGGAGGUAGCGGACCUGAAGGGAUUGUAUCGGGUGUUUGAACGAUGCUAA